This is a messenger RNA of Chelonia mydas (Green sea turtle), 3269 nucleotides long. It is a transcript of the gene SLA, whose product is annotated as Src like adaptor. Lineage: Eukaryota; Metazoa; Chordata; Testudines; Cheloniidae. Gene Ontology annotation, molecular function: protein binding. The record is from RefSeq and is a predicted model, not a curated record. The transcript has 8 exons. Bases 265 to 1119 code for a protein of 284 amino acids.
ACCUUGAAAGCAACAGGAACCACAUCUGUUGCAAACACUUCAUGCCUUCCUUAUUUCUCUCAGAGGAAGUAUGUGGCCUGUUUGGCAAGUGCCGUUCUACAUGAUAGGGUGAAGUUCACAACACUCUCAUUUGGCUGGCUGCUUCUCAACCUGAUCAGUUAGAUACUGCAAGCAACAUGAAAACUCCAUCAUGCCUGCUCCUUUUGUGAAACAGCCUGCAAAGUGGAAUACCAUGCUCAGCAUUUAAAGUUCUGAAGUGCAUUGAUGAAAAUAAAGAGAGCAAUGGGAAAUACUAUGAAAACAACAAGAGCCUCGGCAGAAAUAAAUGUGCCACCCCAAAAUGGUCAGGAGAGCGAUAUCCUUGCUGUCCUCUGUGAUUAUCCCUCCCCGGAUAUAAGCCAGCCAAUAUUUCACACAGGAGAAAAACUACGUGUGAUAUCAGAUGAAGGAGGUUGGUGGAGAGUCCAUUCCCUCACUACAGGUCGAGAAAACUACAUUCCAGGAAAAUGCGUAGCAAAAGUUUACCAUGGUUGGUUAUUUGAAGGGCUGGGAAGAGAAAAAGCAGAGGAACUUCUACAGCUUCCUGACACCAAGGUUGGCUCCUUCAUGAUUAGAGAGAGCGAAACCAGGAAAGGAUUAUAUUCAUUGUCAGUCCGGCACAGGCAAGUGAAACAUUACAGGAUCUUCCGCUUGCCGAAUAACUGGUAUUACAUCUCUCCACGGCAAACAUUUCAGUGCCUUGAGGACCUUGUGAAUCACUAUUCAGAGGUACCUGAUGGUCUGUGCUGUACCCUUACAACACCCUGUCUUGCUCAGUGCACUAACAACAAUGCAGCGAGGAACCAAGAACCGCCUGUCGUGAUGAGGAACAAAAACUUCAACUGGAAAAACAUUCACAGGCUGCAGAUAAGUAACGAAGAACCAGAAAACACACUGGCCAUGGAUGAUUCCUGUCUCAGCUAUGGCCUCAGGGAAAGUAUCGCCUCUUACAUCUCCCUAGCAGGGGAGGACAACUCUUCUUUUCUGAGUACUAGAAAGAAAAAAAGCCAGUCUCUCAUAUACACUGGAAGCAAACGCAAGAGUACCCUCCAUUUGCCAACUACAUAUUAUGAAGAAUGAACCUGAGACAGAUGCAGUCCACAGAAAAAGAACUGAGAUGUAAGAGCAAACCAUGAUCACCAGGCAGUCCUACCACAGCUGAAAGACACGCAUACCAGCGGAUGAUCAAAGAGGAGAUUGAAGGAAAUGAAGCCAAAAUUAAUGCUGGUUUUGUCUUUGUAUGUAUUUUGAAUGUUAACCAGAUACUUAAAAAAAACAACCCUUCUCAGUACUCUGUACGUAAAUAAUAACACACUGCACCUUUAAUUUGCUCAUGCACAGGUUAUAAUUUAAGUUGAGAGAGGAACUCUAACUAAAAAAUGAUAAAGUGAAGCAAAUGACUACUCAACAAAAGGUGAAAUCACUGCACCAAGGGCCAGAGCAAGGUCUGGGCACCACUUAAGACUCACUUGAGCCUUCAUACUAGGCCUUAUGUUGGCACCAUCCUUGAGAGAGAAUAUUACAUAGUGUUAUUUGAAAAGGAUGGGUUUGCUGUUAAUCACCUUUACGGCAUCACUAGAAGACUCUCAGAAAUAAGGCUAUUCUCUUCUGGAUGUAAAGUUAUUUCCAUCUCUGCUGCAGAGAAAUCAGGAGCUCCCUGGCUCCCCAAAGACAAUUAAAACGCAGCUGGUAUCUAGCUUCCAAGAACUGCUUUGGUGACACUGAAUCUAGACUGAAUUUCGUCGUCUUCGAAAAAAACAAAACAAACCUGCUCUUUGCAAUGGUUUAACCCAGCUGCUGGCAAUGCCAAGUGAAAUCACAAGACAGAGCAAUCUUGGAGUUGUUCUUCUCAGUGAGCUAAAUGGCUUCAAAGUGGAUACAUGGUUGUAACAGAGUAGAAUUCAGCUGCUCAGACCCAAUCUAGUAAUAUACACCAGGAAGCAAAGGUUUUAAAGUGAAAUAUGUUCAGAUUAGGUCCUACAGUCACAGUGAGUUGCAGUAUGUCUGAAAUUUGUGUGAAAGUGCUCAGAUUUCAAGUUAAUUUCUUGAAAGCUGCAUAUAUUUAUGUAUAAUAUUUAUAUUAAAUGCUUUUUAUUUUAAACUAUAUAAUAGUUUAGCAGCAACAGGUACAAGAGAUUUUUUUUUCUGAACAUCUUUUCUGAAAAGAUACAUGAAAUAGCAAUAACAGAGGGGUUCCCAAACUUUUUAACUGCAUAACCCCAUUUUAAUGAAUUUCCUGCCAGGACCCCAGGCAGCAUGGAGGAUACCAUUUUGAAGAGCAAAAUGGCGUCCUCCACACAGCGUGACCUCACACACACACACCAUAUGUGAGGUCACACCACAGAGAGGAUACCAUUUAGCUCUACAAAAUUGCAUCCUCUGCACACUGUGACCUCUCAUGUAUGGUGCAUGCGAAGUCACUCUGAGCAAAAUGGCAUUCUCCAUGCAUUGUGACCUCUCACAUGCUGUACAUGUAAGGUCAUGCUGUGCAGAUCAAAAUGGAGUCUUCUGCAUAGUAGGGAUGGCUGUGACCCCAUCAGCUGAUGGCACGACCCCAUUUGGGGUUGCAACCCACAGUUUGGGAACAGCUGCAAUUAGAUAUUACCUAAAGCCAUCUAGUGACCAAUAGAUUGAACCAUCAUAGACUAAGUAUCUUCUGAUGCAUUUGUGUCUUUUUUUGUAUGUCUGUAAAUGAGAUCACAAUUUGGCCCUUUGAACCCUGAUUUUCCAGUGCCUUCAGCUUCCGAUAGUCAUUUACACCUGUAGGAAUAAAACUGUACUAUCCAUGUACAUGAAUUGAGAUUUUUUUUAAUUUAAUACAGCCACUCUGCACAGGUCUAAAUGACUAUCCAAGGUAGGGAGCACUGGAGAAUUGGGUCCUUUAUGGAUAUCUUCUGUACUUGUCUUUUAGCACAAUCUGUGUAUGUCUGUACUUUUUAGAUCCUAUAACAGAUCAUCUACACUAGUGAUAAAAGUUCACAGUGAUCUAUGUAAACAGUCCAUAGUCUGAUUAAAAACAUUUGGGAACGUUAAAACGUGAAUGUAACUUACUUACAAAUAGUGACCACCACAAAACAAAAUGGACUCAGGAACUCUAGAUGUUUGUACACUCUAAUAUAUUGCUACUAAAGGGUCCGGCUCUUAACCAAUGAAGCAUAUAUGUGAAGCAUUACCAUUUUCUAAAUCACGUCUUUGUAUUUAUUCCCCAUUAAAAUAAAAUGUAAUCGCUA